Molecule: messenger RNA, 438 nt
Organism: Neoarthrinium moseri
Lineage: Eukaryota; Fungi; Ascomycota; Sordariomycetes; Amphisphaeriales; Apiosporaceae
Exons: 3
Coding region: 1-438 (145 amino acids)
Molecular function (GO): RNA binding; RNA nuclease activity
Source: RefSeq, a predicted model, not a curated record
AUGCCUUAUAGUGCUCAGUCCGCAGACUUUCAUUGCCAGACCAGUCUGAUCCCUCAGGGCAAGAAGCUGCUGGGACACGAGUUUAAAUUCUCCGAAUCGGCAGCCAAGGCUGCCAUGGCUGCAGGUGGAACUACAAGGGGAGUAUCCGGUUUCCCACACGAAUUCACAGGGGCCGCAACCGAUGGUCGUCCCACCCAGGAUGGUGGCGGCGGCGGGGGCAGCGGGCGGAUAAAAUUCCUCGGUGCGGACGCGCAGUGCAACGAGAAGGACCCGAAACUCCUUGAGUAUCCCAUCUUGCUGGAUGGCAAGAAAUAUAACAGGGACGACAAGCGAAGCGGCGAAGGGCUCACCCACUCCUGCGCGUGUUGUGUAUCUCCAGGACGGCAAGACACUCUGUGGUGUUAUGACGCACGUUCUCGAAGACAAGUCCACCCAUAA